Molecule: messenger RNA, 438 nt
Organism: Mesorhabditis spiculigera
Lineage: Eukaryota; Metazoa; Nematoda; Chromadorea; Rhabditida; Rhabditidae
Source: the annotation of a GenBank genome assembly
AUGUGCACGCUCCCCUCUCCAGAAUGCGAGAAGCUGCCUGCCUUACCGCCCCGGAUGAGCAAAAAUGGGAGAAAAGAUCAACCUUGUUCUUUUCCCCCUGCUCGACCCAAAAGGGCUUCUGUGGAGUUUGUCGACAUCCAAGAAAUUCUCCGUCUAGCCAAAGUGAUCGAGGAAAAGAAAGCGACAUCCGGUGUGUUUCCCGGGCCUAUUUUCAACGAAUAUACGCCUCAACCAACCAACGAGAGCCGCUUAUCGCAUCGACCAGCAGAGACCGUGUUACUUCCCAGGAAAAUACAUACUCCUUCGAAAUUUCAACGGAUAACGAUGCAUGGAUAUAGAGUUGUGCGCCGAAUGAGUUCUACCCUCCUUUCUUGCAUAUGUGUUGCUGAGGCCGAUUCGAAGAACACUAUGGGAUAUACUGAUCUCGAAAACUCUAAC